Messenger RNA from Quercus lobata, 2325 nucleotides. Its product is annotated as protein SIEVE ELEMENT OCCLUSION B-like. Gene Ontology annotation, biological process: phloem development. Bases 63 to 2069 code for a protein of 668 amino acids. The record is from RefSeq and is a predicted model, not a curated record. The transcript is spliced from 8 exons. Lineage: Eukaryota; Viridiplantae; Streptophyta; Magnoliopsida; Fagales; Fagaceae.
ACAGCCCAACUUAUCCCUUCUCUUCUGACCAUUCUAGCUUUGUUUUGUAAUACCCAAUAGCCAUGGCCAAUAAGUCACCGUUAGAAAUGAAACCCAUUGAGAUCAAGAAUAAUUUUUUUCCCGACCCUCCUCCUACUCCUACUCCGAUUAAUCUUGAUGUUGCCUCUCUUUUUGCUAUGGUCACAAACAUUCUCAGCCCUGCUACCAAUGUUGUUGACAAUAUUUUUCAGGGUACCAAACAACCACACAUGGUGAUCAAGGGUGAAAGAGCCAUCGCAUCAGACUUCAAUCCACCAUUAUGUAAACUCAAGGAACUUUCCUGCAUGAUGGCAUGCAAUGAGGAUCUGAGAGAGGAAACCCUUACAGAAAGAAUGAAGUCAAUAAUAGGAAAACUCCAAGGAUAUUCAUGGCAUGCGCAGGCAGUAUUGACACUUGCGGCUUUUGCUUCGGAUUAUGGAGAUUUCUGCAGGCAUCUUGACCAGUUGCACUCAUCAGACCAUCUCACCAAGCCAGUUGGGAUCAUGAAGCAGAUUCCUGUUCUCCGAACACAGCCAAAAAUUGAUGAUAAACAAAAGGAUGCUAUUCUUAAACUUAACAAACUGAUCAAGAAGACAAUCAAUUUCAUUGAUUGCAUUGUUAUGUUGGGGCAUCUAUCUAUUAAGCACGGUGAUCAGAAGACUCAGGAUGAAUCAAAAUCGUCAACAGACAACAUCUCAUUUUACAUUUUUUGGGCUAUCAUAACUGUUGUAGCUUGCAAUACUUGGAUGAGUUGUCUCAAUAAAGAUGAGAGUGAAAUUGAGGAAUUUUCGCGUUAUGCUGAUAAAGUUGCCGAUAAAAUUGCUGACGCCCUUGUCGAACUAAAAAUUGACAUACAGAGAGCGGAAGCAGAGGCUUAUAGGAAGCUCACAAAAUUCUUAAAAGAGCCGCGUUGUAUUGUGGAGGUCUUGAAUAAGCUAAUUAACGCCGAGGACAACAAGCAACCAGUCAAAGUUUUUAACAGCGACACGAUCCCCAUCAAUAUGGAAGUGGUGAAAACAAAGAAUGUCUUGCUGUUCUUUUCGGGUUUGGACAUCUCAGAAUAUGUUUCUAUUCUCAAACCCAUUUAUAAAGAAAUGAAGAAUGAGUUUAAAAUUAUGUGGAUCCCAAUUGUUGAGCCCUGGACCAAUGACACGCAAAAGAAGUUUGAUAUUCAGCGUGAUGAUAUGCCUUGGUAUGUAGUGCAACAAUUUUCAUCAAUAUCAAGCAUCAAGUACGUUAAGGAGCAAUGGCAAUUCAAGAAUGAGCCUAUCAUCGUGGUGUUGAAUCCACAAGGGAGAGUGGAACACCAUAAUGCACUCCACAUGAUUAUGACAUGGGGGAUAAGGGCCAUCCCGUUCACUCGUAGUAAAGAAAACGAACUUACUCGUUGCAAAGAAGACAAUCUACGCAAUGGAGAUGACUGGUUUGGAUCUUUAAUGAUUGAAAUUUGUCCUGACAGCAUGUUACAAACUUGGAUCAAAGAUCAGAAGUGCAUUUUCAUUUAUGGAGGCAACGAUGAGAGCUGGAGCAAAGAAUUUCAUGAGAAAGCCACAAAGGUGAAAAAUGAAAGCAGUGCAAGGACUUCCAUAGAGUUGUUUUGUGUGGGAAAGGAUGGUAAAGGGAAGGAUGAGCUUGACAAUUUCUGGAAGCUCAUAACCAACUUUUUAUUCGCCAAGUUUCACAAGGAUACUGAAUUGGACUCAGGGACAAAGGAAUGCCUAAAGUUGCUUUCCUACAGAAAUGAGAUAGAGAAACGAUGGGUUGUGCUGUGCAAAGGUUCUAAAUUGAUGUUCAGUGGUUUUGGGACAACAGUUCUGAAAGUCUUGGGGCAGUUUGAUGAAUGGAAGCAGUUUCGUGGAGACGCUGAAUUUGUAAAACAUCUCGUGACACGCUAUGACAAAAAACUUCGUGAAGAUGGUAUUUUCCGCAACUUUGAGACCCCAAAGAAUGAUGGAUUGAUCACAGAUUAUAUAAAAUGCCUUGACUGUUCCAAGACCAUGGAUACGACGUGCUUCAGGCUCAAAUGCUGCUGCCACCAAAACCAUGGUUAGGAGAGAGUAUCUCCUGUAUUGCUCAUACGGCAUGUCUCUCUCACACCAUGUGGGUCUAAUAACUAAAUAAAUGCCGAUACUAUAAGAUAAUUAUUGUUGUACCAGAUAAUUGUGUGCGUGUUUAAAAGUUUGUUAUCAGUGCUAAAGUUUAAUUAUGCAAUGAGUGCUACAAUAAAGGGCAUCUUGAUUACGCUGGUGAUCUGAUGCUAAGGUGUUAUGGAUUGUAUCUCUGUACUGUAAUGGAUUAAUGUUUAUG